AUGUGGGGAAAAAUAGUGAGCAGCGUGUCCAACGCGCUGGACUUUAACCAAGCCACCCUCAGUGGGUGCAUCGACAUCAUCUGCGUGGAAUCCGAAAUUGAGACGAAAUUGAAAGGAGAAAAAAAAAUAAGCGUCACGUACAAGUCUACCCCUUUCCAUGUGAGAUUUGGAAAGACAAAAUUGUUAAGAUCAAAGGAAAAAAUAGUGAGUAUUUUAGUCAAUGGAAAGAGCACAAAUCUACAUAUGAAGUUAGGUAGCGCAGGAGAAGCUUAUUUUGUUGAGAAAACAUAUGAUGAUGUCGAAGAAGAAUUAGAAACCUCCCCUCUCUCAUCCCCUCGCCAUGAGUAUAAUGAAUUAUAUUUAAGUCAACACAUCGAUAGCUGCAGUAUUAAUGAUUCCCUGAACAAUUUCAAAAGCGAUGAUGAUUCGGAUAAAUCCUUUCUUCUGAACAUUGCCACCGAUAGGCGCAAGUCGGUAGAUAGGAACUACAAAAUGGAACAAGGGAAGGGGAGAAAACAGAGCAAUAGUCAGGCCAAGGGGGGAGAUUUCAUCUCGCGCGAUCAUCACGAUCGCCGGGAUCAUCACGAUCGUCACGAUCACAACAAGCACAAUAGUCAACACCGUGUUUCCGUCCAAAGAGAUAAUCUAAAGAAGAAAAAAAAAAACAAAAGUCCCCACGUACACCGAAACGUACUAGAUGAAGACUACACUCACCAUGCCAAUAAAGGAAAAAAAGACGAUGAUGAUCCAAAUGCCAAUUCAGAAUGGUCCUGGUCAUGGGGAAGAUUACCCCAUUUGAAAAAUCAGGAUUACGCCUCAGAUAACUGUACAGCCAUAUCGUCCAACAAUAAAAAUGAAAAAAAUGAAAAGCGAAAAAAAUUCUACAAUAAAAGCGAAUCAGUCCAUGAUCAUUCCUCAUCCAGGGAACAACUUACUUGUGUACGCAGAAGAAAUUUGAGCGAGUCGAAUGUUAGAAAGUGCCUCAACAAAGAGAGAGAAAUAAAAACCUCCCCUCGUGGUAGCAAAACGAAACAUAUAAAAAAAUAUAGGGAUAGUCACAUAGACCUUGUGAAGAAAGAGGCCCCCACAAAACUAAGUAACAACAAUGACGAUGAUGAAUACGCACAUUCUCCAAAGAAAUAUUCCAAGGGUAGGCACUCCGUUAAAACGGCAGUCAAGGAACCAAUCCCCCUCCACCAGCCCGGCGGCAACAAUACUAGCAGUGCUAACAAUGAUAAGGGGGAAAACUGGGGCAACUCUGAGCAUGUCCAGAAGAGGAGGCCAAGCGAGGGACACCCCAUCAGGGGGAUCGUCGCGGAUGCCAAGAGGAACAGCGAAAGGGAAAGCCAAAGGGGAAGCCAAAAGGAAAGCCAAAGAGGAAGCCAACGAGGAAGCCAACGAGGAAGCCAACGAGGAAGUCAACGAGGGAGUGACGCGAAUAAGGAUUCCACAAAAAUGGUGAUAAAAAAAUUAGGGGAGGAAUCAAAUAACGCGGAAACGAAACAGGAGUAUAAGGAAAAGAUGGAACCCAGGGGAGAAGAGCACUCUCUGGGAGAGGGAGUUGGUGAGGAGGAACUCGAAAGGGAGAAGCAAAGGAUGAUAGAAAGGUUGAAGCAUAAAGCGAGGGAACGUGCUAGGGAAAAGGUGGAAGGGUGUGCGUCACGGACGGGUGUUGAGAUGGAGGCAGGCAGAGAAACCAAGGAAAACGCGGAAAAAUGGGUUAAGGCGGAAGACCAUUCGAAGGAGCGAACAAAAGCAAGAGGCAAGUUCAAGGCACACCAUGAGCACCACUCCUCCGAUGAAAACGCCGACGCAGAGAUGAAUUCGAAUGACGAUGAAAACCAAAUAAGCUAUUCGAAAGAUGAACCAGAAAGCACCUUUGACGACGACAUACAGAACAGAAUUGAAUGCAGCUUGUGUGGGCAUUUACUACUCAACCAAAAUGCAGAUAAUGAACAAAAUGAUUAUAGCAUUGAAAUUCAUAACAAAAAUAUUUUUGAAGCCAAUAUAGUUACAUAUGAACAGAUAGACAAGAACUCCAACUUGUGGUACCAUCCAUCUCUUGUCUUUCGAUUUGAUAAAAAGGAUCCCUACUAUCCCUCAAGGGUUGCCCUACCACUUCUAGCCUCCUGGGUCGUGUUCAACCAACCUCUGUCCAUUUUGGCUGUUGAAAAGUUACUGAACUCUUCUCUAACUUUAGUCGAAAUAAAGGACAAGGGAUGGAGAAACUGGUUCGGAGUAUCCAGUGCAGAAUAUGACAACACCAUAAAUACAAAAACUACGGGGAAGGAUCCCAAAGGAGCCAAUCAAAUUGAAGAUAAGAAGAAGGAAGGAAGAAAAAGUACCACCAAGCCAACACCCAUCGCAGCUCCAACCACCACUACAAGUAGUAACAAUAACAAUAAUAGUAAUGCAAAUAAUAAUGAGGAGGGAGAAAUGGAAGUCCUGAAAGAACACAAUGCAAAGAGAAGCAUACAACAUUCCUUACAUAAUGCAAGUGAAAUCAGCAGGAGAAGCACCAAACAUGGGGAUGAAAAAAUAAAAAUAAGAUAUCGAAAAUCAUUGAGACCGACCUCAGAGCAACUACAAUCAUUAAAUUUAAAGGAAGGAGCAAACACCAUCACCUUUUUAGUUACCUCCUCCUUGCAAGGAACCAAAAGUAUUAAUGGCACCAUAUAUCUAUGGAAGAAAAAUGCAAAAAUUGUUAUUUCAGAUGUCGAUGGAACUAUUACUAGAUCCAAUGUUCUUGGACAUAUAAUGCCUAUCGUUGGCAAGGACUGGUCUCAUGUUGGGGUUUCUCAAUUAUUUAAUAAAAUUAAUAAUAAUGGGUACCACAUUUUGUACCUUACUGCUAGGGCUAUUGGUCAGGCGGAUUCCACAAGGGAGUACCUAUUCAGAUUCAAAAGAAAUGACAAUAAUAAACUCCCCGAUGGACCAUUAAUUUUAAGCCCAGAUAGACUUUUCCCUUCCUUCAAAAGAGAAGUUAUUGAUAAGAAACCUUACAUUUUUAAAAUCGCUGCGUUGAGAGAUAUACGAAAUCUUUUCCCCCUGAAUCACAAUCCCUUUUACGCUGCCUUUGGGAACACCGAGAGUGACCAUCGAGCGUACAUAUCUGUGGGUGUCCCGGAGGCGAAAGUGUUCAUCAUAGACAAUCGAGGCAUCGUGCACCACGUCAACUCUACCUAUGCCAAAACCUACGAAACCAUGAGCGAAAUAACCGAGCACAUGUUUCCUUGCAUCAAAAAUGAUAUAAAAAGAGAAGAUGACGACCAAUACAAUUCUUUUCAGUAUUGGAAGAUCAAUAGCUUGACUUACUACGAGAAGUACAUGAACGUCAGUGACAGCAGUGAGUCCGUGGAGGAACCGUGUCAAGAAACUCACCCCUUUUAA
Molecule: messenger RNA, 3390 nt
Organism: Plasmodium knowlesi strain H
Lineage: Eukaryota; Apicomplexa; Aconoidasida; Haemosporida; Plasmodiidae
Product: HAD superfamily protein, putative
Exons: 5
Coding region: 1-3390 (1129 amino acids)
Molecular function (GO): phosphatidate phosphatase activity
Source: RefSeq, a predicted model, not a curated record